Mobula hypostoma (lesser devil ray) is the source of this 474-nucleotide messenger RNA. It is a transcript of the gene tufm, whose product is annotated as Tu translation elongation factor, mitochondrial. Gene Ontology annotation, cellular component: mitochondrion. The transcript has 2 exons. Gene Ontology annotation, molecular function: translation elongation factor activity. Lineage: Eukaryota; Metazoa; Chordata; Chondrichthyes; Myliobatiformes; Myliobatidae. The coding region runs from base 16 to 351 and encodes 111 amino acids. The record is from RefSeq and is a predicted model, not a curated record. Gene Ontology annotation, biological process: mitochondrial translational elongation.
UGUGCCUUGGUAAAGAUGACGCUCAUAAGCCAAUUUAGCAGUGGUUCUCUCCGCCCUGCGCAGGUGUACGUACUGAGUAAGGAAGAAGGGGGUCGUCACAAACCGUUCGUUACUAACUUCAUGCCAGUGAUGUUCUCCCUCACGUGGGACAUGGUCUGCCGGGUGGAACUGCCAAAGGACAAGGAGCUGGUCAUGCCUGGGGAAGACACCUCCCUCACCCUCACCCUGCGGCAGCCCAUGGUGUUGGAGAAAGGCCAGCGUUUCACCCUGAGGGAUGGGAACAAGACCAUCGGCACAGGUCUGGUCAUCAACGUCCUGCAGAGCACGCCCGAGGACAUCAACUGGGGCUGAUCCGUGCCCCUCACCGCACCCAUACCAAAUUCUGCAACUGGUCCCUCCCCAAGCUCUCACUCUCAGAUGUUAUUUAAAAUGUUCUUUUUUAUUAUUAAAAAUAAACUCAUUGAGGAAUGAAAA